Molecule: messenger RNA, 2953 nt
Organism: Humulus lupulus (European hop)
Lineage: Eukaryota; Viridiplantae; Streptophyta; Magnoliopsida; Rosales; Cannabaceae
Product: glycerophosphodiester phosphodiesterase GDPDL3-like
Exons: 9
Coding region: 194-2455 (753 amino acids)
Biological process (GO): lipid metabolic process
Molecular function (GO): glycerophosphodiester phosphodiesterase activity
Source: RefSeq, a predicted model, not a curated record
AUGAAAACGUAGGAAGACUUUCCCUUUUAGAUAAAGUUGUACGACUACAUACAACAUGUAAACCCAGUCAAUUUUUUGUCCCCUCUGCAAGCUGAGCAAAUCUCACACAUUUUACGAGAAACCUGAAGCUUCGACGGAAGAGAUCGUCGGAAGUUGCAGAAGCUCAAGCGCUGGGAAGGUCUAUUCUCCGGCAAUGUGUAACUCACGCGCUCUAGUUUCAGUUGCUCUUCUUUUUAGCUUGGCUGUAGCUUCGGUCUCUGCUCAGGGAUCUGGUUCCAAGAGUUCAUGGCAAACACUUAGCGGGAACUCACCUCUUGUCAUAGCCCGUGGUGGAUUUUCUGGGAUAUUUCCCGAUUCCAGCUAUGCUGCUUACAGUUUAACAUUGUUAACUAGCUUAUCCGAUGCGGUCUUGUGGUGUGAUGUGCAAUUAACAAAAGAUGCUGCAGGAAUUUGCGCUUCAGAUAUCAAGUUAGACAAUAGUACUGAUAUUUCAGAUGUCUUCAAGAAGAGGGAUAAAGAAUAUGUUAUUAAUGGAAAACCUACAAGAGGAUGGUUUUCGUUGGACUUCACUCUCAAAGAGCUAGCAAAUGUCUUCGUCCAACAAGGAGUCUAUUCUCGCACCAAUAAGUUCGAUGGAAAUUUAUUUCAAAUUCUCACAGUUGAUGAUAUGACUCAAUUGAAACCACCAGGCUUAUGGCUGAAUAUUCAGCAUGAUGAAUUCUUCACGCAACAUAAUUUAAGUAUGAGAAACUAUGUACUUUCUUUAUCUAAAAGAGUAUACAUCAAUUAUAUUUCAUCGCCAGAGAUGGGUUUCCUGAACAGUAUUAGAGCAAGACUCAAUACAAAGGUCACAAAGCUGGUCUUUCGGUUUCUAGGAAAAGAUGAGAUUGAGCCUUUAACAAACCAGACAUAUGAUUCUCUCUCAAAGAAUCUUACAAAAAUCAAGGCAUUUGCCUCUGGAAUUAUUGUCCCUAAAGAUUACAUAUGGCCUAUUGAUACAAAAAAUUAUUUGGAACAACAUACUUCUCUUGUCUCGGAUGCUCACAAAGCAGGGUUGGAAAUAUAUGCAUCAGAGUUUGUGAAUGACUUUCCUUUAAGCUACAAUUAUAGUUAUGAUCCAGUAGCUGAGUACCUGAAUUUCAUUGACAAUGGCGACUUCAGUGUUGAUGGUGUGCUAACUGAUUUUCCAAUAACUCCAUCAGCAGCCAUAGGUUGCUUUGCUCACCUAGGCAAAAAUGCCACAGAACAAGAAAAGCUUUUGGUUAUCUCAAAAUGCGGGGCCAGCGGAGACUAUCCUGGUUGUACUGACAAGGCUUAUUUCAAGGCAAUUGAUGAUGGCGUGGAUGUACUUGACUGUCCAGUCCAGAUGUCAAAGGAUGGGAUACCAUUUUGCUUAAGCUCUAUAAAUUUAAUAGAUAGCACAGAUGCAGCUCAAUCUGAAUUUAGCAACCUUACAAUGAGUGUUCCGCAGAUUAAGGGUGGCACUGGCAUAUUCGCCUUCAACAUGACUUGGAAUGAAAUUCAAAAUUUAGAACCUGUUAUAUCAAGCCCCUAUUCAUCAUACACACUGUACCGGAAUCCAAUGAGCAUGCAUGACGGCAAAUUUAUGUCAUUGUCUGAUUUUUUGGCCUUGGCAAAGAAUUCAAGCUCUCUGACUGGCAUCUUGAUCAGCAUAGACCAUGCGGCCUAUCUUGCAGAGCAGGGCUUAAGUGUUACUGAUGCAGUCAUUAGUUCCCUGAGCAAAGCUGGCUUCAACAAUCAAACAGUCCCAAAAGUUAUGAUUCAGUCUACUAAUAGCUCUGUUCUAACAAAGUUCCGAGGCAAAAGUAAUUAUGAACUCGUAUACAAGAUUGAAGAGCCAAUCCGAAGUCUUGAUGAUGGUUCCUUGGAGGACAUCAAGUCAUUUGCUGACUCUGUGGUUGUUAACAAGGCCUCUGUCUUCCCAGAUACGUUGUUAUUUUUGACUGGUUCUACAGAUGUUGUAAGUAAGCUUCAGAAAAAGAAGCUUCCUGUUUACGUAGAAACAUUCAGCAAUGAGUUUGUAUCUCAAGCAUGGGACUUCUUUUCUGAUGCAACCGUGGAAAUAAAUUCCUAUGUCAUGGGAGCCAAUGUUAGUGGUGUAAUCACAGACUUUCCUGAAACUGCUGCUAGAUACAAAAGAAACAAAUGUUUGGGUCUAGGUGACAAGACACCUGCUUACAUGAGCCCUGUUGCACCUGGCAGUCUCAUACAACUCAUCACUUCUCCUUAUAUGCCACCAUCCGAGGCACCAAACCCAGUCUUGACCUUGGAUGAUGUGUCGGAGCCGCCUUUGCCUCCUGUCUCCCCAACCAGUUCGAUUUCUGCGCCGAACUCUACAGCAAGGGCACCAUCUCCCAAUGCACAGCCUAAGAUUGCUGCAGGCUCUUUGCUGUUGAGCUUAGCUUUGCUACUUUCUGCUAUUCUCCUGUUUUGAAGCCAUAUUGGUCUACAGCUUUGAACUCUCUUCCUGCACAUGUAUUUCCCGUAGCAUUGCUUGAUAUUUGCCUAGUUUGGAGAUUUUUGCUGCUCGAAUAUAUGGCUGAUCCAUUCUUUUUGCCUCCUCUUUCCCCCUUUUACUGAAUGUUGGUGAUUUUCCCCUGUUGAUGUUGUAGUUAUGUUCAUUCUUCUUCCAAAUGUAAUUUUAGGGAUAUAAUCUAUGAGAGAUACAUGUCAGAUUGAAUAUUUUAGUUAGCAUUUUCUUACUUUUCAAUUGUUUUAUGACGUGUUUAUAAGUAUUCUUUAGUGUGUGUUAGUGAUGUAUUUCCUUCUGCAUUAAGUUAGUUUUGCUGAGCUAUGUUACAGCUGUCAGUUUGUUAUUGUUAUUUUUGCUAAAUUAGUUUGUAACAGAAUAUUCUUCCAUAAGCUUCUAUAAGCUUCUCAUGUAACGUUAUAUAUAGAAAGAGAUCAAUAAAGAAGAUUGCCUUUUCCUUGU